UUUCUUAAGUGACAGCGGAAGUGGCCUCUGUAAACAGGAGGUUGUGCGCUCUCGUCUCGGCUGCAGUCAGACUGGUUCGGGAUAGACCCCGCACACUGACCCGGUCCAGCCCCACGACACCAGCCGAACCGGGCCGAGCAGAACCGAGUCGGGCCGAGCCGAGUCCAACAUGAACGAGUCUGCGGGGCUCCGGUUCCGGAGGCUGCACAGACCGCAGGUGAUCACCGAUGAACUCCCGGAGAACCGACACAAAGGAGGCGGUACCUACAGUGGUAAGGUGUUCCAGGUGACUCUCCUCUCUCUGGGUGGUUUCCUUCUUCUUCCUCUUCUUGUCAUCGUCCUCAUCCUGGAGUCUCCGGUCCAGCCUGAGGUCUUCAGCCUGAAGGAGCCCCCCCCCAUGAAGGGCUGCUGGGAGCCCAACCUGAGUCUCCGAGGGGCCCAGAGGCUCUAUGAGGACCAGCUGGUUGGACCAGAGUCCAUCGCCAACAUCGGAGAUGUUUUGUUCACUGGAACAGCUGAUGGCAAAAUCCUGAAGCUGAUUGGUCGGAGGAUCCACACGGUGACGAUGCUCGGAAAACCUCCCUGUGGCUCCAGGGAGGAGGAGCCUACCUGUGGGCGGCCGCUGGGAAUCCGUGUCGGACCCAACGGGACUCUGUUUGUAGCUGACGCUUACCUGGGUCUAUUUGAGGUCAACCCCACCACAGGGGAGGCGACCAGGCUGGUGUCAGGAGGUCAGGUGGUCGCUGGCAGGAAGUUGUCUUUCAUCAACGACGUCGCAGUGACGCAGGACGGAAAGAAAGUGUACUUCACUGACUCCAGCAGCAGGUGGCAGCGCAGAGACUACCUGCACCUGAUCAUGGAGGCUACCGCCGACGGACGGGUGCUAGAGUUGGACACUGAGACCAGAGAAGUGUCUGUGGUCAUGGAUCACCUCCGAUUCCCAAACGGCAUCCAGCUGCUUCCUGAUGAGGAGUCUGUCCUGGUGGCUGAGACCACCAUGGCCCGGAUCCGCAGGGUUCACGUGGCCGGCCUUAAUAAAGGUGGGAUGGACACGUUCAUGGACAACCUGCCUGGUUUCCCUGACAACAUCCGUCCCAGCUCCACCGGAGGUUACUGGGUGUCCAUGUCUGCAGUGAGACCCAACCCUGGCUUCUCCAUGCUGGACUUCCUGUCCCAGAGACCCUGGAUCAAGAAACUCAUCUUCAAGCUGUUCAGUCAGGAGGUGCUGAUGAAGUUUGUUCCUCGCUACAGUCUGGUGGCUGAGCUCCAUGAUGGCGGCGUGUGCACCAGGAGUUUCCAUGACCCUAACGGCCUGGUGGUGGCGUACGUCAGCGAGGCCCACGAGCAUGAUGGGAGUUUGUACCUGGGCUCCUUCCGCUCGCCGUACGUCGCCAAACUCGACCUCCAACAUCUCUAGAACAUUUUCUCUUUGACUCUGAUGCCCCCCACCCCCCCACCCCCCCACCCCCGCACACAACAAACACAACAAACACAACAAGAACAACGUUUUUUUAUAGCUACAUUAAUUGAUUAAUUCAUGUUUAAUUCUCAAAUGACCAGAACACAAUCAGCACAACGUGUUCUCCCAUUUCCUUCCUCCUCUUUCUUCUCUUCCUCCAUGACAUCACCGAUUAGCUUGAGCUAAUUAACUCAUACAGUUGGUUGAUUUGAUUGCUAGCGUACUAGCUUUGUUGGCAUCCUUCUUUAGUGACCACUGCUAGCUUUGUUAGCGACCACUGCUAGCUUUGUUAGCGUCCUUCAUUAGUGACCACUGCUAGCUUUAUUAACAUCCUUCAUUAGCAUCCACUGCUAGCUUUAUUAGCAUCCUUCAUUAGCAUCUACUGUUAGAUUUGUUAGCAUCCUUCAUUAGCGACCACUGCUAGCUUUGUUAGUGUCAAGUACUCAGCUUGUAUGACCUAAUGAGCUGUUGGUCUUAAAAAAGGUGUAAUUUAAAAAAAAAAAAGGAUCUGUUAAAUGUCGUGUUUACUAGUUAUUGGUUCAUAUGAGGCUCCACGUUUGUUUGGUUUCAUGUUCCGUUUAACAAAAGAUCAGAAAUAUCAGAAUUUACAGAAAGUUCUCACAGUGACUGAAGCCAUCAUUAGCAUGUUAGCAUGCUAAGGCAGCUAUGUUACUAAGUCGGCUAAAGUUAGCAUUUCAUCGGGACUCCAUGUCCAGACGUCCUGUAGUUUCAUUUCAAUCGUUGACAGUAUUUCUUUAACCUCUGUGUGGUUUGAACAUUUCACGAUGAGUUUUCUUGAUAAUCAGAUGUGACGUCGAUGUUUCAAUCCAUCAGCCGCUUUCACAACGAGGAGGAAAUUCACUUCUCUUUUUAUGUGUUGUUUUUUUUGGACUCUCGUUAUUUAAAGGACAGUGAGGCGUCCGUGUUUAAUUUGUCUGAAUUUUGAAUAAAUAAAUAAUUUUUGAUGAA
This is a messenger RNA of Mugil cephalus (flathead mullet), 2428 nucleotides long. It is a transcript of the gene apmap, whose product is annotated as adipocyte plasma membrane associated protein. Gene Ontology annotation, biological process: biosynthetic process. The coding region runs from base 170 to 1417 and encodes 415 amino acids. The transcript is spliced from 9 exons. Lineage: Eukaryota; Metazoa; Chordata; Actinopteri; Mugiliformes; Mugilidae. The record is from RefSeq and is a predicted model, not a curated record. Gene Ontology annotation, molecular function: strictosidine synthase activity.